Messenger RNA from Brugia malayi, 1416 nucleotides. It is a transcript of the gene Bma-algn-11, whose product is annotated as glycosyl transferase, group 1 family protein. Gene Ontology annotation, cellular component: endoplasmic reticulum membrane. The transcript is spliced from 12 exons. The record is from RefSeq and is a predicted model, not a curated record. The coding region runs from base 1 to 1416 and encodes 471 amino acids. Lineage: Eukaryota; Metazoa; Nematoda; Chromadorea; Rhabditida; Onchocercidae. Gene Ontology annotation, biological process: protein N-linked glycosylation. Gene Ontology annotation, molecular function: GDP-Man:Man(3)GlcNAc(2)-PP-Dol alpha-1,2-mannosyltransferase activity.
AUGGAUUCCACAGUUCUGUUCCUCUCCAUUUUACCACUGAUAACUCUCUUGCUAAUGAUAUGGUUCCGAAUACGAAAGCAUCGUAAUGUAAUAGCAUUCUUUCAUCCAUAUUGUAAUGCUGGUGGUGGCGGUGAACGCGUUUUGUGGUGCGCUAUCAAUGCCAUGCAAAAAAAGUUUGGCAAAAAAUAUCGAUAUGUGGUUUAUACUGGUGAUGUGGAUGUAACACCUCAAAAAAUCUUGCAAAAAGCAAAAGACUGCUUCGAUAUUGAAGUUAUUGAUAACAAUUUACAAUUCAUCUAUCUUCGUACACGACCUUGGUUGGAGUCGAGUAAUUAUCCAUAUUUGACAUUGUUGCUUCAAAAUUUGGCUGGUUUGCUAGUUGGCGUUGAAGCGUUGUUCCGGUACAAUCCACAUGUUUUCAUCGAUACAAUGGGAUAUCCGUUUACGUUACCGUUGUUCAGAUGGUUUGCUGGAUGCAAUGUUGCUUGCUAUGUGCACUAUCCUGUUAUUUCUCGUGAAAUGAUAAAAUUGGUGGAAUCAUCCGAACCUUCUUAUAAUAACGCACAGUGGAUAGCGAAAAACCGAUUCUUUACCUAUUGCAAGUUGGUGUAUUAUCGUAUAUUCGCUAUAUUUUACUCCCUCAGUGGUAUCUGCAGUAAAGUUAUUAUGGUUAAUGGCACCUGGACUCGUGAUCAUAUUGUGGCAUUGUGGGGCGUUGACGAUCGAACAUACCUCGUCUAUCCACCGUGUAAUGUUGAUAACUUGCUCAGGAUCAAUUCCAAGGCAGAAAAGUUGCUAAGAGAAGAGAGACGAGUGCAAAUGUUAUCAAUUGGACAGAUUAGACCCGAAAAAGAUCAUAGAUUACAGAUUUGUUUCUUAGCUGAAUUGAAAAAGCGAUUAUUGAAAGAAAAUCUGAACUACAAGAUUCGAUUAGUUAUAUGUGGUGGAUGUCGUGAUAUGGGCGAUGUUCAACGUGCCAAAGAUUUGCAACUCUAUGGAGAAAAUAUGGGCCUUAGCAAUGAUGACUUAGAAUGGGCACUUAAUGCACCUGUCGAUAAAGUAGAAGCACUACUUGAAGAAUCACUGAUUGGCAUUCAUACUAUGCAAAAUGAACAUUUUGGCAUAUCUGUUGUGGAAGGUAUUGCUGCUGGCCAAAUUAUGAUCGCUCACAAUUCAGGUGGUCCUAAACUGGAUAUAUUGAAUGCAGAUGCCGUCGGAAGCAAAACUUUAAUUGGUCUGCUAGCAGCGAGUGUACAUGAUUUUGUGGACUGUGCGCUAGAAAUAAUACAAAUGAGUCCGGAAGAACGCAGUUCGAUACGUGAUGCUGCACGUCUUUCAGUGAAUCGUUUUACGGAAACAAAUUUUGAAAAAGGAUGGAAUUCUGUGGUUGAGAAAUUAUUACCCGCUUAUGGUUGA